Molecule: messenger RNA, 2311 nt
Organism: Cyclopterus lumpus (lumpfish)
Lineage: Eukaryota; Metazoa; Chordata; Actinopteri; Perciformes; Cyclopteridae
Product: interferon-induced protein 44-like
Exons: 8
Coding region: 284-1624 (446 amino acids)
Source: RefSeq, a predicted model, not a curated record
UAUUUUGAAGGCAAGAUGGUUCCAGUUGGAACACUUCGGUUUCGUUUCUGGAGAAACUGCGUGUCACGGGUCUGCAGAGGUAACUUAACUGGGCACGGCUGUUCGAGCAUAAGGGUGCAACCCACAUACAUCUAGUGUAUCCAGGGGGAUUCAAAGAAGUAACAUUCAGUCUGGAUAUCCUGCAUUUUUAUUCAACCGUUGCUUUAUGAAGACACCAAAGUGAGAACAACGUCCAGGGAUUGUUCACUAUCCUCGACGCACUUGAACAGACCGACUGUCCACUAUGAACUCCAUGCUGACCAGCAGCCAGCGGAGAACAAUCUGCUCCACGCUGGGAAGAGUCAAACUCCAGCUGCUGUACAAAGCCAGCAUCCACGGUUUCACAGGCGCGGCCUUCCACCAGCGAUGUGACACCCGCUGUCCCACAGUGUCUGUGGGCUACAACGCUGCUGGCUAUGUGUUUGGAGGCCACACCAAACAACCCUUCAGUCAGUCUGGGUACUAUGUGAAUGAUGACAAGGCUUAUCUUUUUACCUUCAGUGGAGAAGAGCUCCUCAAAUAUCCAGUUAUUAAAUCUAAAAAUGCAGUGAGAAUGAUAGGAAACUCUGGUCCAUAUUUUGGAGAAGAUUUGGUUCUUGUCACAGGAAACAAAGCAGUCGUCUAUUCCACACCUGGGAAUUAUUACAAUUUUGAUGCUGCAGAGAUGCACGGCAACGACCUCAACCUGACCGAGUGUGAAGUCUAUGAAGUGGAGGAAACCUCAGAACUUGAGAGGCCUUGGAGGACUAUCACCUGGAAAUCGGAGAAGAGAAAGGAGCUGAUUGAGAGUCUUAAGAUGUACAAGCCCACAGAUAGCUCCGUGUCCCGGAUUCGGGUCCUGCUUAUUGGACCAGUUGGAGCUGGAAAGUCCAGCUUCUUCAAUUCUAUCAACUCUGUAUUCAGAGGCCACGUCACCAGUCAGGCCAUCGCUGGCUGCUCUUACACCAGCCUCACCACACAGUUUCGCACCUACUCUUUGAAAGCUGGACGAGAAGGAAAACCCCUGCCAAUCAUCUUCUGUGAUACCAUGGGACUGGAGGAAAGCACCGGGGCGGGGCUUGAUAUCGAUGACAUCUGCAGCAUCCUUAAAGGUCAUCUACCAGACUGUUAUCAGUUCAACGCGUCUGCUCCUCUGCAUUCGGAAUCCAAAGGCUAUCUUAAGUCUCCAGUUCUGAAGGACAGGAUCCACUGUGUGGCCUACGUCACUGAUGCCUGCAAGGUGUCCAUCAUGCCCAAAAAGCUGGAGGAGAAGCUGAAUGCUGUCCGCAGAAAGAUCAACUUAAUGGGGAUCCCUCAGUUGGUCCUGCUCACUAAAGUCGAUGAAGCCUGCCAUUUGGUGUCAGAAGACGUGAGCAACGUUUACAAGAGUGGCUACAUCAAGGAAGUGAUGCAGGAGGCCAGCGCUCGGCUCGGGGUGCCAGUGUCCUGUGUCGUUCCAGUGAAGAAUUACAGCGAGGAGUUGGAGGUGAAUCAGAACUGCGACAUCCUGCUGCUCAGUGCCGUCAACCAGAUGCUUCGUUUUGCUGAUAAUUACUUCGAUGAACUCAGUGACCGAUUAAGCGACAUUGAAAUCGAACUACGUUGAAGUAUUUGUGCAGCAGAUGUUUAUAUCUUGUCCAACUGUUACAUUACAUGUCAUUUAGCUGACGCUUUUAUCCAAAGCGACUUAUAAUAAGUGCAUUAAACCAUGAGUCCAAACUCAGAACAACAAGAAUCAAGCAAGUACAAUUUCUUCAAAAAGUUAAACUACAAAGUGCGAUCAGUAAGAGCCUGUUGUGAAAGUUCUUCAAAAUGACCCAUUGUUCAGCAGGUCAAGUCCAAGACGGCUAAUCCCAUUCAUAUUCUUGCUGUAAAUGGAUAAAUGCCUGAUAACAAUAAGCUAUUGUAAUGAAGAUAAACACCAAUACAACAGGUGCAUCCUGGUCCAAAGGCUUGCAGUUGAUGAUCCUCUCAUGUGCUCCACUGACACCAACAGUGCCAAUACUAAACUGUCAGAAACGUGUUUAUUCCAGCCGGUUUUCUUUCCAUCAAGCUUUGUAGUAAUACAUCUUUUUCUGAAGAAGUAUUUGAUGCCAUGGGAACAACUUCCCAGUGUCUGCAGCUACAUUAAUGCAUAUUAGCUUCUGCUCCUGCUUGUCAGUGAUAGGAUGUAGAAUUUGGAAACUUCCUUUGAAAAUCUGUAAUCAUUCCUAAACUUAAUAAUAAUUAGUCAGUAUGUUGUUGUUCAAUAACAAGCUGAAAGUGCAUGAAUAAACAGAAAAACUGAAAUUUA